GACUCGAUUCUCUUUCUCUCCCUCUCUCUCUCGUCCGCUUCGUCGUCGGGUCGUCGUGGUUCUGCAUCUUCUUCAAGCGAGGGGAAGAGGAGGGGAGCGAGGUGAAAAUGGGAGGGUGAGAAGACGAGGAGGAAGAGAGGAUGGACGUGGAGAGAGCGUCGCUCUGCAACUGCGUCGUGAACUUCCUUCUGGAGGAGAACUACCUGCUCUCCGCCUUCGAGCUCCUCCACGAGCUCCUCGACGACGGCCGCGAUGCCCAGGCCAUCCGCCUCAAGGAGUUUUUCUCGGACCCUUCCCUCUUCCCGCCGGACCAGAUCUCCCGGUUCAAUUCCCUCAGACUCGCAGAUCCUCAGAGUUUGCUGGAAGAAAAGAACAAGAUAGAAGAAAAGUUGGCGAUCAGGGAAUAUGAACUGAGAUUGGCGCAGGAAGACAUUUUGAAGUUAAAAGCAGAUUUAACAAAGCGUAGUGAAUCUCUUGGUGCUAAACCAGGAUCCGAUAUUGCAGCUUGGAGCAAUGGAACUGCAUCCAAGGAAAAGGAGUGCUCAUUUCUUGAUUUAGGCCCUUUGAAAGAUGGUGAAAGGAGAGAUCUCAAUUGUGCAAUAAAGGAAUAUUUGGUUUUUGCUGGAUACCGUCUUACAGCACUUACAUUUUAUGAAGAGGUUAAGGACCAAGAUCUUGAUGUCUGGCAAAACACACCUGCUUCUGUGAAUGAUGCUCUGCGCCGUUAUUAUUAUCAGUAUCUUUCAUCUUCCACUGAGGCUGCCGAGGAAAGAAUGUCUAUUCUUCGGGAAAAUGAGACACUACUGAAACUGAAGGAUGUGCUGUUAAAGGAAAAAGAAUCCUUGAUGAGAGCUAAGGAGCUGUCCGAUGGACAAAUAGUUGCAUUAAGCAAGUCAUUGGAGUCUUCUCAAAAGGAAACCAAAGACAGAGAAAAUCUGAUACAAGAAUUAAAAAAGUCAUUGGAGGCUGAGAGAAAAGAACUUAAUGAUUGCAGAGCCGAAAUCACUUCAUUGAAGAUGCAUAUAGAAGGAUUUCGAGCCAAUAGUGGGUGGAUUAGUGCAGACAAUGAGCGGCCAUCAACUAUUGAAGGCUACAAAGCAGAGAUUAAAUCAUUACAGAUGGAAAUUGAAAAGUUGAAAGAAAAUGCUACCGCUACCGGAAGCACUGGCGAUCUUGUUGACCCACAAAGUGUUGCUGAACAGUCAGAAAUGGAAGUGGUUGAAAUACAUGAAGAUAAAAUAGUAGUUUCUCAUGCUGCAAAUCUAGUAUCUGGAAAUUCAGAUGAAAAUGCUGCAUGUCCUAGCACGUUGGAUGUUAAGCAUGAAGAUCACAAGGAUCUGAGGCUAAGCAGUGAAGCACUAGGGUCCUCUUAUUCAAGUCUUAUCGAAUGUGCUGAUAAUGUAGACAGUUCCGAAACUACACUUGAAGAGAGGAACCAUCCUAUCAACAACAACACUCUUAAGGGAGAAAAGUGUCAUGAAAAGACGGGUUUGGAAACCAUACAGAUUCUUUCAGAUGCUUUGCCAAAGAUUGUUCCUUUUGUACUCAUAAAUCAUCGGGAGGAGCUUCUUCCACUUAUAAUGUGUGCUAUUGAACGCCAUCCAGAUAGCAGUACACGAGAUUCCUUAACACACACAUUGUUUAAUUUAAUCAAAAGGCCAGAUGAACAACAGAGAAGAAUUAUAAUGGAUGCCUGUGUCAAUCUGGCCAAGAAUGUUGGUGAGGUGAGAACUGAGUCAGAGUUGUUACCACAGUGCUGGGAACAGAUAAAUCACAUGUAUGAGGAGCGCAGGCUGCUUGUUGCCCAGUCAUGUGGAGAACUGGCUGAAUUUGUGAGACCUGAGAUCCGUGCUUCACUGAUUUUAUCAAUUAUACAACAGCUGGUUGAGGACUCUGCAACUAUUGUUCGAGAGGCUGCUGCUCAUAACUUGGCCUUGCUGAUUCCACUCUUUCCAGAUAUGGACAAAUAUUUCAAGGUGGAGGAGUUGAUGUUCCAACUAGUAUGUGAUCCUUCAGGACCUGUUGUUGAAACUUCGCUUAAAGAGCUAGUUCCUGCUGUCGUGAGAUGGGGAAACAAACUUGACCACAUUCUACGAAUUUUACUUUCUCAUAUGUUGGUCUCUGCUCAGCGCUGCCCACCACUAUCAGGGGUUGAAGGCUCUGUGGAUUCUCAUUUCCGAGUUCUGGGUGAACGUGAGCGCUGGAAUAUUGAUGUUUUGCUUCGGAUGUUAACAGAGUUGCUACCCUUUGUGCAUCAAAGAGCAGUAGCAUGCUGUCCAUUUCCGAAUCACAGCGACCCUGUUCCAAAUACUGGUGAAGGCAAAUCCUUUUUCUGCAGUUCUUUGCUUGAGCUGUAUGCAGGGCAAUAUAUUGAAUGGCCUGCAUUUGAUUGGCUACAUGUGGAUUGUUUUCCUGGAUUAAUCCAACUUUCUUGCUUACUACCUCCUAAAGAAGACAAAUUGAGGAACCGCCUUACCAAGUUCCUAUGGUCUGCCUGUGGCCUAUUUGGUGACCAUUACGUCAAUCACAUUAUGCUGCCUAUUUUCUUAUUAGCAGUAGGGGAUGUAGCUGAUUUUUCCCACUUUCCCUCAGUUCUACAUUCAAGAGUUAAAGGCUUGCAACCUAAAACUACUGUGACUGAGAAGCUCGCUCUUGGAUGUGCCCUUCCUCUUCUUUUGUCUGGUUUACUUGGUUCACCUGGUAGACAUGAACAGCUUGCGGAAUACCUGAGAAAGCUUUUGGUCCAGAAUGCAGAGCGGGAAAGUGCUAGUCCAGUUUAUUAUAGUCCUGAGCUCAUCAAUGCCGUCCGCUUCCUUUGUACAUUUGAAGAACAUCAAGGGAUCAUUUUCAAUAUACUGUGGGAAAUGGUAGUUAGUCCAAACGUCACAAUGAAGAUUGGUGCUGCAAACCAGUUGAAAGCGCUGGCACCAUGUGUUGAUGUGAAAACUGCCUCAGCUAAUGUUCUGCCCGCUCUUGUGACACUUGGCUCUGAUCCUAAUGUCAAUGUAAAAUACUCCAGUAUUGAAGCUUUUGGAUAUGUUGCUCAACAUUUCAAGAGUGACAUGAUUGUUGAUAAGAUACGAGUUCAGAUGGAUGCCUUUCUGGAAGAUGGAUCUCAUGAAGCUACUCUUUUUGUUUUCCGAGCUUUGGUGGUGGCAAUACCACACACGACUGAUAAACUAAGAAAUUAUGUUCUUUCCAAGAUUUUCCACCUUAGUUCUUUGCCUACUCCUGGAGUUGAUUUGAGACGACGCCGUGAAAGAGCUGAUGCUUUCUGUGAAUCAGUCCGUGCUUUGGAUGCAACAGAUCUUCCGGCAUCUACCGUGAAGGAUCUUCUUCUGCCAACGGUGCAGAACUUGUUAAAAGACACAGAUGCGCUUGACCCAGCACACAAAGAAGCUUUGGAGGUCAUACUGAGGGAGAGAUCAGGUGGAGCAUUUGAUGCCCUGAGUAAGGUCAUGGGUGCGCAUCUUGGCAUUGCCUCCUCAGUAAGCAGCUUGUUUGGCGACAGCGGGCGUUUGGGUAAGAAAGAAAGUGCAGACACACCAGAACAGGUUGCCCCACCGCAGCUUCCUGCUCCCGAGGACACAAGGUUCAGAAGAAUUAUGCGGGGCAGUUUCAGUGAGAUGAUCCGCGGUAAACCGAAGGCUCCCGAAGAAAGUUCUUGGAAACAGUAAGGUCUGAAACGUUCCACUCAUCAAUUCUCAUGGCUUUUCUGAUACUUUUUUUUUUCGCCCCUUUUGUAUUUGUUUGGCCUCAUUAGUUUCGAUGUGCAAGAGGCUUUGCAGCACAAACACCUGAUAAUUUUUUUGUAAUAAUAAACCUGAGUUGUAAUAUUGUUGUUUGUAAACCGUGUGUGUGUAGAUGUAUGCGUCGGGGCAUGCGCCCCUGCAUGUAAGGCUCUUUGAGGAGUCAUUUGUCAUCUCAUGAUCUUGUUUGUUUUGUA
Messenger RNA from Nymphaea colorata (pocket water lily), 3946 nucleotides. RefSeq lists its product as uncharacterized. NCBI's taxonomy places the organism in Eukaryota, Viridiplantae, Streptophyta, Magnoliopsida, Nymphaeales, Nymphaeaceae. The record is from RefSeq and is a predicted model, not a curated record. The transcript has 20 exons. Gene Ontology annotation, cellular component: trans-Golgi network; recycling endosome. Gene Ontology annotation, molecular function: protein binding. The coding region runs from base 141 to 3677 and encodes 1178 amino acids. Gene Ontology annotation, biological process: intracellular cholesterol transport.